Linum trigynum is the source of this 2558-nucleotide messenger RNA. Lineage: Eukaryota; Viridiplantae; Streptophyta; Magnoliopsida; Malpighiales; Linaceae. The record is from the annotation of a GenBank genome assembly.
AAGGGAGAAGGGGUUAGAACUUAAACAAGGAAAUACGUAAAGCAGAGAAGGCGCAAGGAAGAGGAAAAAGCUGCCCUCCUUUCCUUCCAUUCCAACUAAAAAGCUACAAACUUUCAGAUGGGACAAUCACGAGACGUCCCUGAAAUCCCCCCACUCUGUGUUCAUCAUCUUUCAUCUUUCCAUGCCAGUUCCAAAACCCACCUCUAAUCUCAUCACAUCAACCUCCACUCCACAAUGUCUGUCAUCUCUCUCAACUCCCUCCUGCAAUUUUGCAGUUCGGCCAUGAAAGCUUGAAACCUUCUCCCUAUUUCUUUCCCACGUUUUGAAUCAGUUCAUGCACUUCCUGAAAUGGCCCUCUCUCUUGAUCUCUGUUUCUUCUUUCCUUGGGAAAAAAGUUAGUUAUUAGUAUUGCAAUGGCUGGUUCUUGGUUCCCUGCUUUCUGCCAUGGGAAACCCAGGAGCAAACGAAGAUUAGCAGUACCUUCCGUGUCCUCAAGAGGGCACCAGUUGAACUCCGAGACCAUGGAGAGGAAGAGGUUCGACAGCUUGGAAUCCUGGUCCAUGAUACUGGAGUCUGAGAACGUGGAGACGUGGGAGGCCUCUCCCAAGGAAGACCAAGAGGAGUGGACAGCCGACCUCUCUCAGUUGUUUAUAGGGAACAAAUUCGCCUCUGGGGCGCACAGUAGGAUAUAUCGAGGAAUCUACAAGCAGAGAGCAGUUGCUGUUAAGAUGGUCAGGAUCCCUAACCAGAAAGAGGAGACUAGAUCUCUCCUCGAGCAGCAGUUCAAAUCUGAAGUUGCUUUGCUCUCCCGGCUCUAUCAUCCCAAUAUCGUGCAGUUCAUUGCUGCGUGCAAGAAACCCCCUGUGUACUGCAUCAUCACCGAGUAUAUGUCACAAGGAACACUCAGAAUGUACCUUAACAAGAAAGAGCCCUACUCUCUAUCAACAGAGACGAUCCUGAGGCUAGCUCUCGACAUAUCACGAGGGAUGGAGUACCUUCAUUCACAAGGUGUAAUUCACAGAGACUUGAAAUCAAACAAUUUGCUUCUGAACGAUGAGAUGCGGGUUAAGGUGGCAGAUUUUGGUACCUCGUGCCUAGAGACACAAUGCCUGGAGACUAAAGGAAACAAAGGCACUUAUCGGUGGAUGGCUCCUGAGAUGAUAAAGGAGAAACCUUACACUCGUAAAGUCGACGUCUAUAGCUUUGGGAUUGUCUUGUGGGAGCUCACCACGGCUUUGCUUCCAUUUCAAGGAAUGACUCCAGUCCAGGCCGCAUAUGCAGUGGCUGAGAAGAAGGAACGACCCCCGCUUCCAGCGAGUUGUCAGCCUGCACUUGCACACUUAAUCAAGUGUUGUUGGGCUGCUAAUCCAUCAAAGCGGCCAGAUUUCAGAGACAUUGUCUGUGCUUUGGAGAAAUAUGAUGAAUGCGUGAAAGAGGGUCUUCCUCUUACUUCACAUGCCAGACUAGUUAGACGCAACCUCAUUCUUGAACGGCUGAAAGGCUGCAUAUCUGUCAGCUCAUCAUCCUCGCCAUCAACAUCAUCAUCAUCAAUACCUGUACAUGCAUAGCUAUCCCAUCUUGUCGCAAAGCUACAGCAACAGAAGCAGCACACCACAUUCCCCAAGAGCUAAGAAAGAAGCUUUACCAGAUGAGGGAAGGGUUUGAAGACACAUCUCAACCCCCUUCGAAAAAAGAAAUUUUUUGGUUUGGGGUUUGCUUCACUUGGGUAGGGGGAUCUGGCAUCUGGACCAAGUAGAAGCAGGAAAACAUUAACGCCAGGGACGAUGAUUCCCCAAACAAAGCACUUUCAUUGUUUGGAUUUCACUUUCAACUGACUAGUGACUAGUAUGAUUGAUGUAAAUGUAAAACCUAGAUGUCUCUUGUAAUGAAUAUCAGAAAAGAUGCUAAACAAAAAGAAUAAUAGAAGGUAAUGUUCAUAACAAAGAAGCCGAACAAGAUCUGAGUUCAAAAAGUGAAAUUGUCAAUGACGAAACAACCAUAGUGUGAUUAAAUUUAGCCAUUUCUCAACCGAAAUCAUAAAAUAUUGAAUCUGUUGAAGCAUCAAUCCAGGUUACGUCAGCAGCAGAAGAACCAACUCAAAUUGGUCAUGUGAAUGCGCCUGCCUCUAAGAUGCACAAAAGCUCUGACCAAAUGAUCAACUCAAGGUAUAAAGUUUCUUCAAAUCAAGAACAAACAAAUUUAGCAUUGCCUUUCAUGAAGGAGCUGAAUCAUCAACCUGGACAGAUUGAGUUUGACCAAGCUCCUCAGGUUUUGAUUCAGAAUCAUGAUCAUGCGAGUUCAAUCCUAAGCACAAAUCUAAGGUACUCUCAUUCAGGUCUUGCCGUACCACUUGUUCAUCAUCCUGAGAGAAGCCAACAGGAAAUGACACAUCAGCAUAGAGGUGGGAAAUGAGAAGCAUCUCACAGUUUUCUGUGUGCUAUCUCAGAGCUAAAACCAUUUGGAACUGCAUUACUUGUGGAAAAGAAAAACAACCAACCAUGAUGGAAGCCAACAACAAAUCCCACAUUAGCAAAGAGGAACAAAAUGAGAAGCAUUAG